AGGCCCCAGGAAAAUGCAUUGCAGCAGAACAAGCAAUUAAAACAGAGACCGAGGUCCUGCCCAAGUCCUGCCUGAGUGGCGAGUUUCGUGUACCGAGUCGAAAUCGGAGUCGGAGUCGGCGUCCUGCAUCGUCGGUAGGUUGGGCUGCUCCCGCUGUGCUAAAAACCUAUUUUGAAUAAUUAAAAUUCCGUAAGUGCUGCAGAAACUUUAGCAACAAACUGCGGCAAGGCAACAAGGUGUGCACAAUGAAAUAAUUAAUUCAAUGCACCUGAAUACGCUAGCUUACAUAUAGAGCUUCUUCAAACCCAAUUGAGAGCAACAGGCGUAGCCAAAUACAACAACAAAAGCAACAACAAAGAUAACAAUAACAACAACAAUUAAACCAAAUACCAAAACUAACGAACCAAUCAAGUGGAACAGACCAAAGGCAGCAGCAAAAUGGCGGAAGAGAGGCCAAUGUCAACAAUUAGCCAAUACAAGGAUAAUCGAAGACACAUCCGGAAGCGGACACAGCCACCUGAGAGCGCUGUCCUGCCGCGAACAUUGUCCAUUGUCAUCGCAUUGAUGUUGCUAUCACAGCAGCACUGGGAGAGCGCGUCUGCCCAGGGUCUUAUGGCCAAGCAUGAGCCGAUGUUCAUAUCACGUUCGGAGACAUUCAAAUUCAUUGCUGGAGAUAUAAUAGUGCUGCCCUGUGAAGUGGCCAAUACGGAACCAUAUGUGGUUGCCUGGAAACGUGGCAUCGCCAUACUCACCGCCGGCUCCGUCAAGGUGACACCCGAUCCGCGCGUGCGUCUGGUUAGUGGCUUCAAUCUGCAGAUACGUGAUGCUGUUCCACAGGAUGCCGGCGAUUACAUCUGCCAAAUUGCCACAAUGGAGCCACGCGAAAUUACACAUACCGUCGAAAUACUGGUGCCACCAAGGAUUCAUCACAUUAGCACCGGCGGACAUUUGCAAGUCAAAAAAGGUUCAUCAGUGCGCAUUGAGUGCUCGGCCUCUGGUAAUCCAACGCCAAAUGUGACUUGGAGCCGCAAAAAUAAUAUUUUGCCCAAUGGAGAAGAGAAGCUGCACUCACACGUCCUGUCCAUCGAAAAUGUGGAUCGUCAUAAGGGCGGCGUCUACAUAUGCACUGCCAACAAUGGUGUCGGCCAACCCGCAUCAAGUCAGGUUGUGUUGCACGUCUUAUACCCGCCAGAAAUCUCCGUGGAGCGUCCCGUUGUCUUCUCCGGCGAGGGACAUGAGGCCAUGCUGGUCUGCAUCGUGCACGGCGAAACACAGCCUGAGGUAAUUUGGUUCAAAGAUACCAUGCAAUUGGACACCACCGAGCGCCACAUCAUGGAAAAUCGCGGCUCACGUCACACGCUGAUUAUACGCAAAGUGCAUCCGCAAGACUUUGGCAACUACUCCUGCGUGGCUGAGAAUCAACUUGGCAAGUCACGCAAAACUUUACAGCUCAGCGGAAAACCGAAUGUUGCCGUUUUUAAUUCUCCAGCAAUCAGUCAAUACAAGGACAGAUACAACAUCUCUUGGGCAGUGGACUCGCAUACACCCAUCGAGGAGUAUAAGUUGUCCUUCCGCAAGCUGCCACAAGGACAUGAGGUCGUUGACAAUGCCAUUGACUCGCAAUCCUCGUUGUCGUCAUCAUCAUCAUCCUCAUCGUCGUCGUCGUCGUCGUCGUCGCACACUUACGGCUCUGCCACCCACAAUCAUCGCAUUGGCAACAACUUGGCCAACUAUGGCGGCUAUGGCAAUCUGAUGCGCUGGGACCACAACGAUUGGCGUGAUGUUGUGCUCCCCGCAUUCCCCCUCUCGCACCACUACACGCAAGGCAUGAGCUACAUGGUGCGCGGUCUCGAUCCCGAUCAGCAGUAUGAGGCCACUGUGCAAUCCCGCAAUCGCUAUGGCUGGAGCGAUUUGACCAACAGCUUCUUCUUCUCCACAUCAUCAAAUGAUAACGAGAUGCGAGAUCUGAGCGUCACCUUCUAUGGCAGCGGCGCGAUUAAUCGGCAGAAAUUGAGCCUCUUCACAUUGAGUGGAGCUACGCUGAUGCUGCGACUAAUUCUGGCUUAGAUCUACAAUCUUCACUUAGUAUAAUUUGAUUUAAGUAACGAAUUUCACCGCCAAUAGCAUUAAAAUGGAUGGUUUUGAUUUGAACAAUUAGUGAAGACAGCCAAUUAAAGUGGACAGUCGUGUUGUAACUAGCUUAAGACAUGAUACAUAAGCGUAUUUAUGUGCUAACCAUGUUCAACAUUAUUUCUCUCAAACUCACAAUUUUCCAUAUUCAUCAAAAACAUUCCAAAUGCAAAACUUUAUCGAAAUCGAAAA
Molecule: messenger RNA, 2322 nt
Organism: Drosophila innubila
Lineage: Eukaryota; Metazoa; Arthropoda; Insecta; Diptera; Drosophilidae
Product: lachesin
Exons: 10
Coding region: 439-2067 (542 amino acids)
Biological process (GO): synapse organization; homophilic cell-cell adhesion
Cellular component (GO): axon; neuronal cell body; plasma membrane
Molecular function (GO): protein binding; axon guidance receptor activity
Source: RefSeq, a predicted model, not a curated record